AGCGAAAUACUCCACGGUGAGAGCAAGGGAUGAAAAAGUGAAGUAAUCUCUCCGUCGUCUCGUCUCCUAAUCUCCGACAGCCCGACUGGAAUCCAUGAGCGGGGCCGGCGCUGCGCUGGCCUCUUCGGCAUUGGACCUCCGCGGGGAGGACAGGAGGGCGGAAUGGCUGCGCUUCUACGAUCGGGUCGAGGCGCAGGUGGAGGCGCUGGCCGCCGACCGCGCGCAUCUGGAGGCGGCGAGGGGUGAGGGGGAGGAAGCCUGCAGGGUGAUACUUCCAGUGGACAAGGCCACGCUCGCCGAAGCCCAAGAGGGUGAUCUGGAGGAUGUCAGAGCUUGUAGAGGUCUUCUUGCCCUACCAAGCACUGACUCUAAGGAAGUUCAAGAUCGUCUAGAGCUUGGUGAAGACACUGGGGAUCAUGAGCACAGUGUAAAAGCGUUGAGGGCAAACCUUAGAAAACUAAAGGGAGCUUUUGAGACCCUGAUGUCAAAGAGCGAUAAGGAUAUUUAUUCAGUAAAAGUUGUUCUUUUGAACCAGUUGAAGACAAUGGAAAAGGACAGCACGCUCUUUGAGAACAAGAAACUAGAGGCAGCACAAGCUACUGAAGAAGCGAAGAAGCUUCAGCAGAACGUACAGGCGCUGCAGGUCGCAACCCAAAACAAGGACAAUGAGAUUGGCAGACUCCAAGCAGAAUCUCUCGUGGCUCAACAGAAGCUACGUGAAAUGGAUUCCUUGCUGAAGGAGAAAAAUGAAAGUAUUGAAAAACUCCGUGCGGAAAAUAUUGGAUUACGUGCUGUAAAGGAUUUUGUUUGGAGCCAGUUCCAGAUAAAGGAGCAGGAGCUGCUGGACCACGCCAUGCUUCUGAAGAACAAGGAAGUGGCGGCAGCACAAGCUACUGCGCAAAAGCUAGUAAAGGAGAAUCGCACGAUGGGAGCAGAAGUUGUUGAUUAUGGAAACAAGUUAAUGAUUCUAGAGGAGAAGCUAAAGGAGACGCGCUCCUUGGUUAAGGAGAAAGAUGACGAAAUCCAAAAACUCAAAAAUCGCCAACCUGAGACCACGAGUCUGAAGCGCAAGUGCGCCUCUUCCCUGUCAAAUGAGACUAGUAAAAGGCGCAGGAGGGAUAUCAUUGGGAUGCAUAUAUCUUCUAUUUGGCGAUGCAGGUCCGGCAGACAGUGUUUUGGACGUCGCACAAUGCAAAUCUUUGUCAAGACCACAAAUAGCAGGACUUACACUCUUAAGGUCAAGAGUUCAAGUACGAUCAGGGAUGUUGAGGGCAGAAUCCGUGAUGUUGAUCACAGCCUAGACUGCUUUCGUCUCAUCUUUGCUGGCAAGAGGUUGGUGUAUGAGCGCACGCUGGCAGAUUACAACUUUAAGAAUUUGAGCACACUAGAACUUGACCCUCGCCUUCGUAUAUCUGUCAAGACGCUGACUGGCAAGAUCAUUGAUAUUGCUGUUUGGAGUUCAGAUACCAUCAAGCAUGUCAAGGUGAUGAUUCACGGUCAGGGUGUAAUGCCUUGGUAUGAGCAGCGCCUCAUCUUUGCCGGCAAGGAGCUGGAGGAUGGCCGCACCCUUGCAUAUUACAAAAUUGAGAAUUCAUGCACUCUCGAGCUUGUCCCUUGGCUCCAUAUCUAUGUCAAGACGCUGACCGGCAAGACCAUUAAUUUUGCGGUUUUGAGUUCAGACAAGAUUGAGGAUGUCAAGGCGAUGAUUUAUGGUCUGGAGGGCAUUCCUUUGUCUACGCAGCGCCUCAUCUUUGCCGGCAAGGAGCUCGAGGAUGGCUGCACCCUGGCGGGCUAUGGCAUUCAGACUUUCAGCACGCUUCACCUUGUCAUGCGCCUGAGAGGGGGUAGAGUGAUCCGCAUCAAGACGCGGACUGGCAACACCAUUUUCCUUUCAGCGGUUGGGAAUAACAUCACGAUUGAGGAUUUCAAGGCCAUGAUUCACAAGAAAGAGGGCAUUCCCCCGUCGCAGCAGCACCUCUUCAUUGCCGGGAAGCCGCUGGAGAACGACCGCACCCUGGGGAGCUACAUCAGCCAUGAUUCCGACAUCGACAUUGACCUUUUGUGUUGGCGCGCGCCGCUGCCUGGUCGGAUUGUGGACAGGGCGCGUAGGUUGCGGAAGAAGCAGGAGCUUGGGCACGGCUGUCUGUAAUGUGGCGUGGUCCAAUUUGUCUGAGUGGAGUCUAGGCGAAGUCGAACUGUUAGUUAGAAGCCUCUAGUAGUUGUGUGAGAAGUCGCCCACAUGCAGUUAUUUUCACAUCGGAAGCCGGAAAUUUGAGUGGGCUGCUAGUGCGAAUUUGCAAUGUGGCUUCCUCCAUGUUGGCGUGUCUGUGAAGGGCUGCACAUCUGGGAAAGAAUUCCAAGCGUUUAUCACAAUUUC
This is a messenger RNA of Triticum dicoccoides, 2377 nucleotides long. RefSeq lists its product as uncharacterized. The transcript has 5 exons. The record is from RefSeq and is a predicted model, not a curated record. Lineage: Eukaryota; Viridiplantae; Streptophyta; Magnoliopsida; Poales; Poaceae. Gene Ontology annotation, molecular function: protein binding. Bases 95 to 2149 code for a protein of 684 amino acids.